UAUUUUUAAUUAUCAUUUAUUUAUGGAAGAGGCACGAGAUUUUUCUCAUGUUGGUUAAAAGAUACUAACCAUCGAUAAGUUAUGUUAUAAGAAGUGUCUGAAGAAUUAUGAGAGAGCCAUGAACGUUAAGGAGGAAGCCUGUUUGAGUAUUAAAAAUAUUGAUCAUAGAAAAUUGUUUAGCCAAAGUAAUCAACGGAAUAGACUUUCUACACAAUCUCAACAACAAAGGAGGUUUGGAUAGAGCACCAUUUAAAACUGAAGGGGGAUUCUGGUCAAAGUGAGAGAUUAUUUUAAUAUUUAUUA
Paramecium octaurelia is the source of this 303-nucleotide messenger RNA. The record is from the annotation of a GenBank genome assembly. NCBI's taxonomy places the organism in Eukaryota, Ciliophora, Oligohymenophorea, Peniculida, Parameciidae.